Messenger RNA from Klebsormidium nitens, 3551 nucleotides. The record is from the annotation of a GenBank genome assembly. Lineage: Eukaryota; Viridiplantae; Streptophyta; Klebsormidiophyceae; Klebsormidiales; Klebsormidiaceae.
GUCUAGAAGUCCCCUGACUCUGGUUUAAUGCUAUGUAAUAGGAACGCUGGUGCCAGGGAAGGGAAAACAUUUCAGCCAACAUCUUUUUGUUUGGAAGAAGCUGUGCGCUUGGAACAUUGAGAGCACCAUAUUCAGAUCCACUUUUUUGGGAGCAUGACGAUCAGGGUUCUUCUUCUCGUCCAGUUGAAGCAUGUAAUUUCGCGCACAAUCCUGUGACAAAGUAGGUUGAGAUCAUCUUCAAGAAUUGGUCAAGGAUGCAAGCUUGGACCAGCUCCGCGGGCAAUGCAGCGGCCUUGUCCCUCUUGCGGGCCGGAUCUCUGCUCAGCCGGGUCGGUUCGGAUGCUGCGUAUAUCGAUGAACCGGAGGAGAGGGCAAUUCCGCCCCUUCUGGAAAGCCGCUACGUCGAGGAAAAAGUUGAAGGGCUCAAGCGCACGAUUGCGCUGAUCAAUCUUGGCAAAGAUGUGUCGGAGUACUUUCCUCAGGUCGUUAAGAACGUCGCCACCCCGUCCCUGGAAGUCAAGAAGCUGGUGUACAUGUAUCUCGUGCACUAUGCGGAGAAGAAACCCGACGAGGCCCUUCUAGCAAUCAACACACUCCAGAAGGACCUCUCAAACCCAGACCCCACCGUGAGGGCCUUGGCUCUUCGCGCCCUGACUGGCAUCCGGGUUAGAGUGGCGGCGCCUCUGGCCGUGCUUGCUGUUCAAAAAUGCUCCAGGGAUGCCUCCGCAUAUGUGCGCCGGUGCGCAGCACACGCGGUGCUCAAGCUUCACUCCCUCGACCCUGUCCAAUAUGGGCCUCCGAUGGAGGCCGUCCUGACCACCCUCCUGGGCGACGCGUCCCCGUCCGUCGUCGGCUCCGCCGCCGCGGCCCUGCGCUCCGUCGCCCCAGACACGCUCGGCGCGUUCGCUCGGCACUUUCCGCGGCUGUGCCAAAUGCUGCCGGACCUCGAGGAGUGGGGGCAGAUCGUCGUGCUGGAUGCCCUGCUGCGGUGCGCCCGGGUCAUGUUUCCCCACCCCCCCGAAUCGGGAGAAGCCGGUCAGGAGCGGGUUGGGAGUUCCUUGGGAAGUGUGGUCAGAGACGGGUUAAGAAGCGGGUUAGGCGAUGGAAGGGAGGGGCGUGAUGGCGAGGGAGGCUCCAAGACGGGUGUGAACGAAGUGAGAAAUGAUGGGGCUCCAGAAGGUGAGACGCAUCGGCAAGGCGGGGUUGAAGGUCGGAGUAUGGAUGGACCAGGCACUUCGAGGGGUCGCACAACAACCCGUGGAGAAAAGCUUGACGGCAACUUCGCAAACCGGGAACCCCUGGACCGGCGAAGGAGUAGCGCGGUUUCGGCUCCGUCCGAAUCUGCGUCUGUUGAGAGCUUCUACUUCGAAGGCGGUGGAGAGCCUCGGGGGGUUGGUUACGCGGGCGUACCGGACCCCCUGCCGGCAAUCGUCAGGCCGGACUCAUUACACGAAGCCACUGCGCCGGAACUUUCUUUCCAGGGGGGUGCCGGCGCCAACGAUUCCGUACCCCCCGAGCUGCGCCUCCUGCUGUACUGCUCCUCCCCCCUGCUGACCAGUCGCAACAGCGGGGUGGUUUUGGGGGCCGCCGUUCUGCACUGGCAUCUGGCCCUCCCGGAAGAGUUGCCCCGGGUCGUGAAACCGCUGACGUUCCUGCUGAGGUCAUCCCCCCGGGAGACGCAAUACCUAGCGCUAAGCGCGAUCGCGACUAUGGCCCGGGAGCGCCCGUCUCUCUUUCGGGGGGAGGUCCGGCGGUUCUUUGUGAGGGCGGGGGACCCCCUGUUUGUGCGGAAGCUGAAGCUGGAGGUAUUGACUACCGUGGCGGGAGAGGGGAGCGUGAACUCGGUUCUGAAGGAGCUACAGGUCUACGUCACCGAUGCGGACGCCGCGUUCGUCGCGUCCGUCGUCCGCGCGCUCGGGAAGCUGGCCCGCCAGGUACCCACCGUUGCAGUCCGGUGCGUACGGGGCCUACUAAGUCUGGCUCUGUCCGGAGAGCAAAAGGCGACCGGUACGGACCGUCCGUCCGGCUCCGGACGGAGCGAGUCCGCUGAGGGGCAGGGGGAAACGGAACGGAACGGCGAGGCGAGCUCGGCCGGAAGAAGUGAACCGGGGGGCGCUGUUCCAAGUGUUCCGUCGAAAGGCAGCGGAACGGAUGCGUCGCAAAGAACGGAAGCUCCGUUGGGAAACGCACCGCACUCGAUGUUACAGAACGCCUCUCGGGCGGGGAUCGUCUCAGCCGCAUCUGCCCCGCUGGGGGGGUCCGUUUCCCAGACGCGGACAGCGCUCGGCAGCCCCCCGGGAAACGAACUCGUGGUGUCCGAGAGCGUGUCCGUACUGUGCGGGCUGAUCCGGACCCGUCCGGAGGAGUUCGAUUUUGCGGCUGUGGAGCUGGUUACCGGCCUCGAACGAAUCGAGGUUUCGGAAGCGCGAGCGGCGGUUUUGGCGCUCCUGGCGGAUCUGUGCGGACGGGAAGGGGUUUGGGAGCGGGUUACGCCCGUGGUUCUAAGGUUUGUGGUCGGGAGAUUUGCCGCCGAAGAGGACGUGGUUAAGCUGGCGGUUCUGGAGCUCGCCUCAAAGUACUGGCUCAGCCUAUCGGAAGGGCAGAGGCCCCACGAACGGCUCCUCUUGCACCACGCGUUCACCCUUGCCAAGUACGACAGCAGCGUCGACAUUCGGGACAGGGCCCGCUUUCUCCGGCGCCUUUUAAACGCGCACGACUUAGCCUUUCCGACUGAGCGCACCCCUAGCGAAUCCCAACCUCCCCCGACGGCGUCGUCCGAGAUUGAGAAACAGCCUUUGGAGCUGGGCGCAGGCUUAGGAUCCGAUGGGAAAGAGAAUGACCAGGAUUUCAGGGGCCAGGUUAGUGGCAGGGUUAACGAUGACCAAGACCGGUUAGCGGACCAAGAAGUGGUCCGGAACUUGUUGCUCCGGCCGAAACCCGCCUCGAGGCCCCCGGAGAUUGCUCCCGACCGGUCCGCGUUUUUGGUUGGAACCAUGUCCCACGAGGCGAACCAUACUGCCCCGGGGUACCAAGCUUUGCCGGAGAUUGGGGCGCCGCGCGAGGCUUACGGAAUCGGAACGGACGGGAAAGACGGGAGCGAGAUGGUAGGAGAAACGCGACAAGUUUCGGAUGAGUUGCGCAGCGAGAGCUCGGAGUAUAGCGGGAGUUACGAGUCUUCGGACGGGGAUUCGGGUUCCGGGAGUGGUGCGUCCGAAAGCGAAGGGUACCCUACGUCCGAAGCUGGUCAUGGAUCCAAAGAGGAGGGUGUGGAACCGUCCGUGCGUGCUUCGUUCCUGGAGCGAAGCUUAGAUUCAGGGCAGUCGUCGGAUCCCAAUGUUGUACGGCAAGGUCGGACCGCGAAUGGCGCCUAUGACGGCGGAACGGAACAGAAAUUGCUUCCUAAGGACGCGGCCUCUUCAAAUGAGGGGCAGGAAGCUUUGACAGGAGGGAAACCCAGCAAAAGCGCUGGGAAUUUUGUAGGCGAUCUGCUGUCCGCAAACGAUCUUGAGAGUUGGCUAGGCUCGCUAAGAGUGAGUGACUUCCAAAAGUGA